Cydia amplana is the source of this 956-nucleotide messenger RNA. RefSeq names its product cytochrome b5 domain-containing protein 1. Lineage: Eukaryota; Metazoa; Arthropoda; Insecta; Lepidoptera; Tortricidae. The coding region runs from base 62 to 886 and encodes 274 amino acids. The transcript has 6 exons. The record is from RefSeq and is a predicted model, not a curated record.
GUUGUAUAUCAUGGAAUUUACCUGCACUAGUUGAAAUAAAAUUGUAGGUAACUUGACAACUAUGAUAUACACGAAGCAACAAUGGUACACACCCUCCGAGGUGGUGAUCCACAACACCGCGAAGGACUGCUGGGUGUCCCUGAACGGCAGAGUGCUGGACCUGACGGACUGGCUGGCCGAGCAGUUCCGGCUCUGCACCUGCCGCAAGAACUGCUCCUGCGUCAUCAAGAACUGGUACUGCGCCGAUGACUGCGUCGAGUACUGCCCCUGCUUCAAGCGGGGGUUCCCCUACUGCGACAAGAAGCGGCUUGCGAUGACGAUCCUGGCGUAUGCAGGCAAGGACAUCUCGCACUGGUUCCGCGGCGACGAAUGGGUGCGGUACACGCACCCGGUGACGGGCGCGGCGGCGGCGCGGCGCCCGCACGGCCUGGGCACGCGCGAGCCGCAGGUGCCCUCCACCAAGUGGCGGCCCUACACCAAGCCCUGGUGGCUGGACGAUAGCCUGGUCGUGGGGAAGCUGACCGCUAACACCAGGCCUAUUAGGAUUACGAAUACUCUUACUAGUUCGACGGUGACCCUGGAGGUGUGCUCGGAGGAGACCGUGUACGAGGUGAUGCAGCGGUACCGGCGCCACAACACGCACCUGGCCUCCUACUCGUGGCGCCACCGCGGCCGCCGGCUCUGCCUCCGCCACACGUUGGCCGAGAACGGGAUCCCGGACGAGAGGGACCGGUUCUCGAAGGUGCUGCUGCCGGAGAACAUCCACGUGCCGGCCAUUUUGAUUUACUACAAUGACGACUUGACUGAAGAGCCGGCGGUCGACGACUGCUUCUGCCGCGACGCGGACUGCAUCAAGGACAAGCCGGAGCCCUACAUCCUGUUGUAACAUGGAUCUCAAACACGAUGGGCCAAAUGGCGACCACGAUAGCCAUUCUUUAUAACGAUUUUAUUGAUUU